AUGCGCAGUGCACUUUUUCUUUCUCUUCUGCCCCUGGCUUUGGGCUGUGACAAUCCUGCCAACGAUGCCUGCGCCGCUGCGUAUACUGCGUCUAGGUCUGCUGCCGAUGCUUUCUGUGCCACUUUCACCACUGGCACAGUAACAGCUACCACAGACUUGCCUUCCUUUGCUUCGGCUUGUGAUAACAACAUAAAGCACCUCUCUAGUGCGUGUAGCUGUAUCGAUACAGCAUGGGCGACCGCUGCUGCUGGUGAGGCUUCUUCCAAUGAGCCUGCUACUACCAGCGAAGUUGCUACUAGUGUUUCUUUUGCGACCAGCGAAGUGAUUCCUACUUCUUCUGCUGCAGUCACUAAGCCCACGACCCUCGUCAAGGUCACCCGGUCUGCCCAGGCGUCUGUCACUGCUGCACCUGUCGUCGCUGACUCUCAGGCUUCUGGAACCGGUACCACCUGUGUUGUGACUGCUUAUGCCUCAAUCUCAUCCGCUGUCGAGUCUUGUACCAACAUCGUGCUUUCCAAUAUCUCUGCUCCUCCUUCCAGCACGAUCGACUUGCAGAGCCUUCAGACUGGUGCCACUGUUACCUUUGCGGGUACUACUACUUUUGGCGACACCUUCGAUGAGGACUUUGACCCGAUUGUCAUCUCCGGACAUGACAUUACCAUUACUGGUGCUUCUGGUCAUGUCAUCGAGGGUAAUGGCGAGGCUUAUUGGGACGGUGAGGGAUCGAACGGUGGACAGGACAAGCCCGACCAUUUCAUCGUCCUCAAGAAGCUCUACAACUCCCAAGUUACCAACCUCAAUAUCAAGAACUGGCCUGUCCACUGCUUCUACAUCAGCGGCGUGCAGCAUCUGACUGUUUCCGGCCUCACUCUUGAUAACUCCGAUGGCGAUGAGCCCAACUCUGCCAGUGGUGAUGAUCCAGCUGCCCACAACUCCGAUGGCUUCGACAUCUCUGGUAGUGACUACGUCACCCUGGAGAACAUCGUUGUCUACAACCAAGAUGACUGCGUUGCGGUCACCAGUGGCACCCAGAUUGUGAUUGACAACAUCUAUUGCUCUGGUGGCCACGGUCUGAGCAUUGGCUCGAUUGGAGGAAAGAGCAACAACACCGUCGACACAGUCACUUUCAAGAACUCCCAAAUCGUUGACAGCGAGAAUGGCUGCCGCAUCAAGAGUAACUCUGACACUACUGGUAGUGUCAGCAACAUCACUUACCAAAACAUCACCAUGUCUGGUAUCUCGGACUACGGUAUCGACAUCCAGCAGGAUUACCUCAACGGUGGUCCGACUGGCGAGCCCACUAACGGAGUCAGUAUCAGUGAUGUCACCUUCAUUGAUGUGACCGGUACUUGCACCGACGAUGCUUACAACUACUACAUUCUCUGUGGUGACGACAGCUGCUCCGGGUUCACCUUCACCGACGUUUCCAUCACCGGUGGUGGUGAGACAAGCAGCUGCAACUACCCUUCCAGCGGCUGCCCUUCCUAG
This is a messenger RNA of Penicillium salamii, 1488 nucleotides long. Lineage: Eukaryota; Fungi; Ascomycota; Eurotiomycetes; Eurotiales; Aspergillaceae. The record is from the annotation of a GenBank genome assembly.